Mucor mucedo is the source of this 1441-nucleotide messenger RNA. RefSeq names its product trypsin-like cysteine/serine peptidase domain-containing protein. The transcript is spliced from 4 exons. Bases 38 to 1441 code for a protein of 467 amino acids. The record is from RefSeq and is a predicted model, not a curated record. NCBI's taxonomy places the organism in Eukaryota, Fungi, Mucoromycota, Mucoromycetes, Mucorales, Mucoraceae.
CUCUUUUCCCCUCUCAUUCGCUUACACAAAAAAAAAAAUGAUUACAUUUGGAUAUUUACCGAUACUUCUUCUUUUGAUAUUUGUCAUGAGGGCAAACGGUCAAGUGAGUACAGCUGGCCACUUCCAGUCGUAUAUCGGACAAUCUUCACUAAGAGACGAAUUGAAUCACCAUCAUAUACCCACACCUCGUUUCCUGAACGAUAAUGAUAAACCACAAAAACUCUUAAAACCCUAUCGAUUUGCCAAAUCUAUCCCCAUCUCUAUCUCUUUUGAUCAUGCAUCCACCGUCUUCAUUAAUCGUCAUGGCGAUUGGCGAUGGCAAAUAAAGUUAUCCAGUCCAGGUGCCAUUUCUCUAAGUUUAAUUUUUGAUCAAUGGUGGAUACCUGAACAUUCAGAAGUCUACGUCUAUAACCACGAGGAAAUUCUAGGUGCAUUCACUGCUUUUCCAUCGAAUAAAGCAUCAAAUCAAUUCGCUACAGCACCGUUAAAAGGAGAUUCUAUCACGAUCGAAUAUUACUCCCCAGCACGUGUGCGACAACUUCCAAGAAUCCGUAUCAGUCGACUUGUCUAUGGUUUCAAGUCAUUACCUCAUCAUCCACAACAAAGAGAUGAAAUGAACUAUCCGCAGGAAGACAACAGUCAACAGCAUGUUAUGAAACGUAAACGUAGACCCCAGUCCGGUAAAUGUAAUGUCGAUGCGUCGUGCGAUGCUGCAGCUUCAAGUUGGUCCAAGGAAGCAAGAUCCGUAGCCGUAUUACUAACAGACGAAAAUCAAGUGUAUUGUACUGGCGUCUUAUUAAAUAAUGCAGAACAUGAUGGAAGACAAUUGUUAUUGACGGCUUACCAUUGUACCGGAUCGUCCAAUCCAGCCACGGAUAUUGUCAUGUUUAACCACCAACGUCGGUCUUGCAACGGGUACCGACAAAUCAUGUCGAGUAAGUCUGACACACUUCAUGGGCUGAAUUGGUUAGCGGGUUCAGUGAUAUCUGAUUAUGCAUUGUUUGAGCUACAAGAACCCAUCCCUGAACAUUAUGACGUGUAUUUGGCAGGCUGGAGCACGAUCGAUGAGCCUUCUCCACCCUUAGUGGGUAUUCAUCAUCCCAGUGGAGAUUUCAAAAAAUUGUCAAUUUACAACGGACAUUUAUUACCUGCCUGUUGGUCCGAAUGUCCCGAUAAAGACCACUGGAAAGUAGAGCAUUGGACACGGGGGACGACCGAACCCGGUAGUUCGGGAUCCCCUUUAUUUGAUGCUAAUCAUCGUGUGGUGGGACAAUUGCACGGCGGAAGCGCUUCGUGCUGGAACAAAAAUGGUUAUGAUGUGUAUGGUUCCUUCUCCGCUUCCUGGAAAAAUGGUCUGUCUUUUUAUUUAGAUCCUAAAAAUCAAACAAAUGCCUUUGGUGAUAUUGCUAUUGAUGGUGUCUAUCUUAACAAAUUACACUAA